AUGCAGGAGGCGAAGACGCCGCCGACGGAGGAGGCGCUGCAGCCGCUGCAGGAGCGGCUCGACGCGGUGGAUAACAAACGCGUGGACGGCAUCUUCGGCGGGUCGCUCAAGACCGUCAUUCCCGAGGGCCAGGCGAUCCUGCACGAGCUCAUGGACGAGGCUUACGACCUGGUGAGCGAGCUGGUGGUGAAGGCCUCCGAGAUGCCCCCCGAGAUGAAGCAGAUCUACGACACGCUGUGCGGGCUGAAGCGCAAGCUGCAGAAGAUGAAGGCGGACCGGUCGUACUCGCUGGAGGACAUCCACCACUACCAGCUCAUGGUCGACGCUAUUGACUCGCGCCGCGUCGACGGGAUCUUCGCGGGGAACCUGCAGUCGAUCCCGCCCGGCCAGGCGCAGUGCAGCACGGUGCUGUUCCAGGUGUACGAGCUGCUGCGCAUCCUGCUGGGUUCCGCGCACGACAUGAACGCAGAGAUGCGGGGCAUCUACACGCACCUUAUCGGCAUCAAGCGCAAGCUCAUUGAGCUCAAGAGCAAGCACAUCAAGCACAGCACGGAGGACCUGCACAUCUACCAGCUGCAGCUGGACGCCAUUGAUAGGGACCGCGUGGAGGGGAUUUUCGGUGGCUCGCCCAAGACGGGCAUUCCGGCCGGGCAGGCGGUUUGCUCCACACUGCUCGCGCAGUGCUUCAAGCUCGUGCAGGACUUGCAGGAAACGGCGACGGAUGUGUAG
Molecule: messenger RNA, 729 nt
Organism: Closterium sp. Naga37s-1
Lineage: Eukaryota; Viridiplantae; Streptophyta; Zygnematophyceae; Desmidiales; Closteriaceae
Source: the annotation of a GenBank genome assembly